Messenger RNA from Thecamonas trahens ATCC 50062, 9270 nucleotides. RefSeq lists its product as uncharacterized. Lineage: Eukaryota; Apusomonadida; Apusomonadidae. Gene Ontology annotation, molecular function: zinc ion binding; protein kinase activity; nucleic acid binding. The coding region runs from base 1 to 9270 and encodes 3089 amino acids. The record is from RefSeq and is a predicted model, not a curated record. Gene Ontology annotation, biological process: translation; protein phosphorylation. The transcript is spliced from 5 exons.
AUGGGUCACUCGGCUACUUCUAGCCACAAGUACAAUGCGUCCGGGCCUGUCGAGCUGGUUUCAGCCUCGGCUCUCGGCCAUGGCCCGCACUCGGCUUCGACAACCGAGACAGUCACCACAGCGUCAUCUACUGCGUCCAGGUCUUCAGCUUCGAGCCUGUCGUCGUCAUCGUCAUCGUCGUCAUCGUCGUCAUCAUCAUCGUCGUCAUCGUCGUCAGCGCCGACCCGCCGCAAGGUCCACACCUAUCGCAGGGUCUCGGUCUCGUCGUCGAUGGACGAGUGGGCAGAGUCGGUAACCAACCAGAAUGAGCUUCAGGUGCUGACGCGGCGGCGGGCCAAAGCCAAGACCAAAGUUGCCAAGGCCGCCAAGACAUCUUCUGCCGCGCGGCGUGGCGCCAAUGCGGGCGAUGGGCAAGCUGCAAGCACAACUGUACCCAUUGCUGUCCGCGUGGGGAGCAACUCGGACAACGUGCAGGUCAUCAUGCCGCAGAAGCCGGUCCGUGCCGAGUUUGAAGCCGUCGCCCGGUACCUUUCCGGACCUGGCGCGCGGAGCAUCGGAUCAGACUCAUCGCGAAGCGUGUUCUGGCGCAAGCUCAAGUCGCGGGCCAAGCGGAAAGCGAGGCGGUCGUCAAACAACGCACUGUUUUCGACGUCUGGCCGGACGUCAAACCUUGACAACUCGACCGCAUCGGUGGGCUCAGCCACUUCGGCCACCUCGGCUGCUUCGGUCGCGUCGAGCAGUGGCCUCCCGCCGACCUCGUCCCGCGAAGCGCGACUCUUGCGCAAGUUUGAAAAGAAGGUCGGCAGUGUGGCGUCGCGACGCAAGGAGAAGGCGCGACAGAUGGCACGUGGCAAGCUGGCGUCGAUCAAGCACAAGAAAAAGGCGAGCAUCGACCCAGCAAAGUACACCAUGCCGUGGGGCUCGAUCCGUGACUACGACAUCAACAAGCGCGCACUUGUCGGCGAGGGCUCGUACGGCCGUGUCUUCCUCGCCUCGCACAAGUCGUCAAGCGACCUCGUUGUGGCCAAGGAAAUCAAGCCGGCCAAGGAGAAUCCGGUGCGGCUCAAGCUCGAGGUCAUGAUUCUAGAGGCGCUGGCGGCGGCAGCGCUGGACAAGCCAAAAAAGCCUGGUGCCGACUGCAUCGUCGGCCUCAACGACGUCGUGCGCGACACCAAGUCGGGCACCAAGUACAUCAUCAUGCCGCACGUCAAGUCGCGGGCGUUCCGCAACCUGGCACCGUCGCUCAGCUCGGGCUCGGGCGGGCCGCUUGCUCUCAAGCACUACCUGUUCUCGCUGGUCAAGGCGCUGGCCUUUGCGCACUCACACGGUAUUGUCCACCGGGAUAUCAAGGGUGGCAACACACUGUACGACCCCAAGACUGGCAAGUUUGGCCUUAUCGACUGGGGCUUUGCUACCUGGUACUCGCCCAAAACCGUCCAGACCUCAUUUCCGGGAACCCGCCACUUUAAGGCGCCCGAGAUGUUCCUGCACUACCGCAAGUACGACUACGCCGUCGACAUGUGGUCGUUCGGCGUGCUCAUGGCCGCCCUCGUCACCGACCGUCCGGCCUUUUUUCCGGUCGGCCACACCUCGAGCAACUUUUCCCAGAUGCUGGCAGUCGUCGCCUUUCUCGGCCUCGAUGCCUACGAGGCCUGGCUCGACAAGUACUCGGUCCCCGACGACUACCUGCUCAAGUACCAUCCGGCCAUCUUCCGCGAGCUCGGCUGCUCGGCCUCGCGCAUCGCGUGGGCCGACCUUGUCAACGGCGCCAACCGCGCCUCGGUCUCGCCGCUCGCCCGCGAUCUCAUCGACCGCCUCGUCAUCUUUGACCACGAGGCCCGACUCACUGCUGCCGAGGCUCUCAACCAUCCGUUUUUUGACGACGUCCGCUCCAAGGGCUUCAGCUCCGGCAUAACCACCGCCUCAACGCCCACCCUGGUGGCUCCGCCUUCACGUUCCUCGCGCAGGCGCUCCUCUCGCGCUGCGUCUACCCCUCUCCUCGAUGUCAAUGUCUCGGACGACAUCCACGCGCACCCUCGUAAGCUCACCUCGAUCUCGGUCUCGUCGUCCAGCUCGCCCCUUGUCGUGCUAAAGGAUGCGCUGCCGGGCUCUGUGGUGGACGGCCAGGUGGCUGAUCUGGUAGCCCUGGUGGCAGCAGGCCCGCUGGCAGCAGCAGCAGGCCACCUCAAGGCCAUGUUUGAUGCCGGCCUGCUGACUCAGGACGAGCUAGUCGUCCACACUACGGCACUCAUGGCAACUGCCUCGCCGCAGGCGACUGCCACGGGAGCGCACGCCUCAUCGGUGCCACUUGCGGACUCGCUCGAUCUGCUCAUCGAGACUGGAAAGGUGCCGGAUGGUACAGACGCUGCCUUUGCUGACAUGGCUGCCGCGCUCAAGGCUCUGGCCGGCGUAGAGACGCUCGAUGACGCCACUUGGCUGUUUCUUGCGCCAGAUCGGGAUGCCAAGCUUGUCACCAUGGACAUGGCGCUGACAGAUGUAUUUGUUGCACUGGGUGAUGCACUUGUGGCUGCCGCCCCGGCGGCGGCAGCAGCAGCAGCCGAGGAUGCGGCUGCCGCGACGGCGUCGGCCCAGGCCCAUUCGCUCCAGACGCGAUCGCUCGGCCUCUCGCAGCGAUCAACCAACGAGCUCGAUGGUGGCGCCGCUGGCCCGUCGUCACCGCCUGCAAGCGCGCUCUCGAUCGGUGGCGAGACGGCGUCGCCGGACUCGAUGGCGUUUAUCGGAAGUGUGGCCCUGGCGGCGCCAGGUGCGUCGGCCGACGCUCAGAAGGCCGGCGCAUCGGUCAACGCGGAACUUGCAGCGCAACUUGGAGUGCCUGAUCCAGGCAUGCCCGGAAUGGCAUCGCUCCUGCUGGUGCCCGACGCGCACGACCCGAGUGCGCUCUACGCCUACAUCCAGGCGCCCGUGGUUGACGACGGGGCGUCGGCGUCGAGCCAGAUUGAGCACAUUCACGGCGGCUCGAGCAGCGAGGAGCCUGGAACAGGUGAGCGGCUGGUCAUCUCGCUCGACAUCUCGUCGUCGAUGAACCACGACGAGGCCGGAGUUUACCUCGCGCCAGGCUCGCCGGAUCACCCCGCGUCAUCGAUCGCCAAGGCCCGGUCGCUGCUGCCGGAUCUCAUUGCCGCGUCGCUCCGGUCGGAUGUCUCAGUCACAGUUGUUGUGUGGAACCACGACAUUGUGCGUGAGAUCGACGUGGCGGCAGCCACUUACCGCGACGCUGCAACUGGCGAGUUUCCGGAGAACCUUGCGGAGCUCGUUGCGCCGCUUGUCUCCGAGAGUGCGUUUGUGGCCGACGGCGCAACCGAUACUGAGAUUGCGCUCCACGCCACACUGGCGCGCGCCGGCGGCUUUGCCUCCGCUGGUACCAACAAGGUCACGGUCUGGUUCCUCACCGACGGCGAGCAGACGUACUACCACAAGAACGGCAAGGUACGGAGCAUCAAGAAUACGCCGCGGUUCCAGAACCCGAUCGACGCCAGCGGGGUGACCCAGUACCAGCGCGAGGUGCUCGACACGGCGAUGCCGAGUGUCGUGGCCAUCGGCGAGCGAAAGUGCCAGCUCGAGUUUCACAUUUGCCACUUUGGCGACGCUGAUCCUGUCUUCCUCCGCGCACUCCGCGAGAGCGUCGACGGCCACUUUCACGCCUUUACCUCACUCGAUGCUAUCGCUGAUGAGAUGGCCAUGUCUGCGGUCUCGACCUCGGGCAGCGUGGCGGUUGUCGCUGGCGCAGACUCGUUCGACAUCCCCGUGGCCAUCGACGCCACCGCCGGCGUAUACUGCGGCCGGCGUUCGGGUGUACCGCGGUCGCUCAUCGGCUUCCUCACCUCGCCGAAGAGCACGACAAAGCCGCUGACGCUCACGCUGCCAACAGGCGAGCCCGUAGCGCUUCCGUUCUUCCGGCCGACGGUCCUCAGCGCGGCGCAGACCGAUGUGCUGAGCAAGGUGCACUCGCUCGAGCCGCGGCUGCGGACAACAAUGGAUGAGCUCUCAGGCAAUCUGUCUGCUGCUUCGCUCGACGAUGCGGCGCAGGCGCUGGCAUCUCUGCGGCGGGCGCGCGGCGAGCUUGUGCGCAGCGCCGUGCGGGCGUUCCGUGAUGGUUCGCUUGUGUUUUCAUACCUCGAGCGCGUGCUGGAGGCGGUUGGUGCCCACAUCGAGGGCAUGACACGGACGAUCAACCAGUUUCUGCGGAGCCAGGGUGCCGAGUUUAACGCCAAGGCUGCCGAGGCGACGCAGCUGUUCUCAGCCAAGGAGCAGAUGGCGAUUGCGGCGUCGGUCGACUCAAUGCGGGUCCGAAUUGGGUCGGGCAUCCGACAGCGGUGCAUGGAGAAGCGGGUGGCACGGCUGGUGGCCGAGGGCGGCUCGCGGGCAGCGCGGGCGCUGGCGCGGGUGGUGACGGCGACGUGGACCCCGCUCGACGACGGCUCGGCGCUGAUCUCGCUCCGCAUCAUGGAAGGUGGCGCCGCAACAGCAGCAAGGCGCGCGUUUCUUGCGGCAUACGUGGCCAAGCAUCCGAAUCCCGAUGCUACGAGCGUCAUGGCCGCGACACGGUGGGACAUUGUCGAGUGGACCGAGACGGUGAGCCACGACGUGGCGCGGUUCGCGGCGGCGGUGGCCGGGACCGGCAUCGGGUCUGUGGGGAGCAACAGCGCCAUUCCGCCACACCUCCGUGCGCUUUCGUCAGAGAUCUCCGCCGUGUUUUCGGCGCCAGGUGUGCCGGCAGCGCGAAUCGGCCCGGUCUCUGUUCCGACAGCAGCGGUGUACGAUGUGAGCGGCGAGGCCGGAACCGGCACAGUGUUCACGUACACACCGACCGAGGUCGUGCGGACUGUGGAUGUUGAGGCGGCCGUGGACAAGUACGUGGAUCCGCUGUCGUGCCUCGACCUGUUUGAUCUCAUGAACGAGGGCUCGCUGCCGGCCGCGCUGUACACGGUAGGCUCUGUCGGCUCACCGGGCCUGCUGUACAAUGCUAAGGAGUCGCUGACCGUGGAGGGCGGUGGACGGCAGCUGACGUCGUUUGACUACUUUCGGCUCUUCUGGCGGAUGCAGCACUCGGCGGACGGAUCGCGGCAGGUGCUGAUGCCUGGUGCGUUUGAGCCGGCCAACUUUGCGCUGCCGCUUGCGCCGGAGCCGAUGUCGGGCGCGGUACUUGUAGCCGUGCUACCGUCCCUGGUGGGCGAGUUUGUGACCGGGACGCCGAUGGCGCCGCUCUCGGGCGUUGGCGACUUUUACAUUCCGUUUGUGGUGUACCACAUGAAGCUUGCGCAGCCGACGACGCUCGACUUUGAGCGGAUGCUUGAGGAGCUUGCCACGCUUGCGUGCUGGGUCUACAACCCGCGGACCCAGCCGCGGCCUGUGGACGCACUCGCAGUGGUACAGGGUAUGGUGGACGAGGGACGCAUCCGCCGGCGCGACUCGCCGGGACGGCAGCUCCCGCUCAAGGGCUUGAUCUACUCGCUGAUCUUCAACGAUCUUCCGCUCGCGCCGCGAUUCACGGCGCUCUUCAACGAAUGCCUGGUCCGGUCGGUGGGCAUGCUCCUCGAGACGCCGCAGAAGGCCAAGUACCAGGUUCGCAAGGUCUCGCUUGUUCCGAUCGAGGCCUGGGUCGGCGACGUGGUCUCUGCGCUAGCUCCGGUUGCUCACGCGGAGAUUCCGGACAUGGACGACGACGGGGUGCCUGUCCGCGCCAUGGCAACGGUAUCAAUGCUGGCCGAGUGGAUGACUCGCGCCGAUGAGACCGGGUUCUCGGGCGAGGCUGUGGCAUGGCUGCAGGAGCAUCCGGAUGCGGUGAACGUGCUAGCCGGCGCGCUCGAAGCGCUGCUCAUCACCUCGGGCGAUGCUGGGUUUGGCGUGGGCAAGGCCGGUCGGGAUCUGCUGCGGUGGCGCAAGGUGCUGCGGCUGCUGUGCGCGUGGCAUGUUGUUGCGCGCAGCUCGCUGGGCGACGCGCUGGCAGCUUAUCGUGCUUUUGCGCACCCGCAGGCGACGCUUGACGAGAUUGCUGCCGGCUUUGCGGACCUGGCGUUCGAUGCCUCUGUCGACGGCGCACCGACAAUGCUGGCGUCGGCGCUGGGGCUGACGAUGGCCAGCGACGGCUCGACGAUGACAGUGGUGAGCUUUGCCGACGGGGCUGUGAGCGCGAAGAGCUUUGCGCCGGCAGUCGGUAGUGAGAUUGUGGACGCAGGCAGGUUCGAGGUUGUGGCGCUGGUGUGGCGGAUGUUUCACACGGUGGCCUCGGCGUGGAGCUGGUCUGUGGAGAGUGCCGAGACGACGCUCUGUGGCCUCCAUGAUGUCGACUACGCGGUGGCGCGGGUCCUGCUCUACCCGGACACGGUGGUUUCCGCGGGGCUGACCCCGGCGCAGACGAGCGUUCUGCUGGCGGUCAAGGCGUACAAGCCUGUGUGGCACCGGUACGCGCGGUUUGUGGUGCCGCCGCCAGAGCUUCCGACGGUCCCGGGCUCGUCGACGCGGCUCAAGUCGUCCGAGGGCCAGUACUCGAAUGCCGACAAGCCGCACGUGGCACUCUCGCUGAUUGGUGAGAUCGACUCGGGCAAGUCGACGACGGCUGGAAACCUGCUGGUGCAGUGCGGCAUCGUUCCGGAGCAGAGCGUACGCAAGAUCGAGCGUGAGGCUGCGGAGAUCGGGCGAGGCGACUUCAAGUUUGCGUGGAUUACCGACUCGCAGGCGGCUGAGCGGGCGCGCGGAGUGACAAUCGACUGCGCGUUUUGGAAGCUGGAGACGCCAGAGCGGUUCAUCACGCUUGUGGAUGGGCCUGGGCACCGGUCGUUUCUCAAGAACGCAGUGAUGGGCAUGGCGCAAGCGGACCUUGCGCUGCUCGUCGUCGACGCGUCGCCGGGUGCGUUUGAGGCGUCGAUCUCGCGCGGUGGGAUGGUACGCGACCACCUGACUGUGGCCAAGUCGAUGUCGAUGACGCGGCUGGUGGUGGCAAUCAACAAGAUGGACGCGGCAGGGUACGAUGAGGCACGGUUUGUGGAGGUGGGUAGCGAGCUGGAGCGACUGCUCCGCAAGUCUGGCUUUUCGAAGCGGUCUGUGGCAAUGGUCCCGAUUGCGGCCUUUGCCGGAGUCAACCUCUGCGACGAGGCGCGCGACGUCAUGCCGUGGUACUACUCGGGCAAGUACGGGUCCGGCCCUACGCUCGUGGCGGCGCUGGACGCGGUGGCGAUUCCAGUGCGCGCUGUGGAGAAGCCGUUCCGGAUGGCAAUUGCCGAGUCGUUCGUGGUGUCGGGCGUGGGAACAGUGGUCGGCGGGCGGGUACUGUCUGGUAAGAUCGCACCAGGCGACGAUCUGGUGGUGGCGCCAAUUGACAUGCCGACAGCAGUGCGGUCUGUCGAGAUGCACCACGUGCAGCUAGCGCAGGGCGUGGCUGGCGACAUUGUCGGGCUGCACCUGAAGAAGGUGGGUGUGGCGCAGGUCCCGCGCGGGUACGUGGUGGCGGCGGCCAGCAACCCGCCACGGGCUGUGACCUCGUUCCGGGCGCGUAUCGUGGUUGUUGUUCGCCAUCCGGGCAUGAUCAAGGUCGGCUUCAAGCCGACGAUGCACAUCCACACCGCGCAGGUCCCGGUCCGGAUCACCGCCAUCCACACCAUCCUGGACAAGCGGACGUUCGAGGUCAUCGACGACUCGCCGAGUGUGCUCAAGGCUGGGCAGGCUGCCGAGGUCACCCUCGAGCCGACCAAGCUCCUUGUGGCCGAGCCGUUUGCCGACUCGCCGGCGCUGGGCUCCUUUGUCCUCCGCGCCACGUCUUUCCUCUGCGGAUCGGGCAUCAUCCUCGACGUGACCACUUACGACGGACCCGACAUGGCAGCCUACGAUGAGUACUCCAGUGAGGUGGAGUUUGAGUUUGAGCUGGAGUCGGACGACGACGGGAUUGGAGUGGAGGACGACGAUGAGGGCGAGUACGACGAGGCGCCCGAGGUGCUGGACGCGACCCAGCUGAGUGUAAGGCAGUGGACAUUCAUGGCCGAGGUGGGCAACCUGCUUGCGAUCUCACAGCCGCUGGCCGGGCUGCUCCUGCAUCACUUUGGGUGGUCGAAAGAGCGACUUCGGGCGCGGUACUUUGAGAACACGGAGGAGGUGCUGGAGAAGGCCGGAGUCAAACUGGAGAUGGUGGCCGGAUACAGUGUACCGGAGGAGUGCGAGAUCUGCUGCGACGAUGUAGAUGCGUCGACGGUGUUUGCACCCAACUGUGGGCAUGCCUUCUGCAAGGGGUGCUGGCAGGACCAUCUUGCGUCGCAGAUUGCGCUCGGACCGAGCUGCCUCACGACGCGGUGCAUGAUGACCGACUGCCCUGUAGCGCUAGACUACGCAGACGUCAAGGCGUUGGCUGCCGGCGACGACUUUGCCAAGUACGAGAACAUGUUUGUCAACUCAUUUGUCGACGGCUCCAAGUCGCUGCGGUGGUGUGCAAACCCCACGUCGUGUGGACGGGCGAUCUCGUACACCGGGCCGAAGGUGGGCAAGGUUGUCGAGUGCGGGUGUGGCUUUCUGAUGUGCUUUUCGUGUGGCGCCGAGGGCCACGCGCCAGCCAAGUGUGCUAUGGUUCGCGAGUGGAACCUCAAGGCGGCAUCCGAGGCCGAGAACACGCGGUGGAUCCUGUCUAACUCAAAGCCGUGUCCCAAGUGCGGGGUCUUUAUCGAGAAGAACAAGGGCUGCAUGCACAUGACGUGCAAGGCGCCGGGGUGCACCCACGAGUGGUGUUGGCUCUGCCGCGGGCCGUGGACAGAGCACGGGUCGGAGACCGGCGGGUACUACAAGUGCAAUCGGUACGACGAGUCUGCCGCACGCGAGGAUGACCUUCAGGCCGCAGCCAUCAAGUCGUCGCACGACCGCUACCUGCACUACUUUAACCGAUGGUACAACCACGGCAAGUCGAAGGAGUUUGCCUCGCAGUACGUUGUCGAGAUCAAGUCGCGGAUGGAGGAGUACCAGUCGACAACCGGCUGGUCGCCCGAGUUCCUCAUGGAGGCUGCUGAGCUCGUCAUGGAGUGCCGGCAGGUGCUCAAGUGGACCUAUGUCCUCGCCUUUAACCUCGAGUCGGACUCGGAGCGCAACCUCUUUGAGUUUCUGCAGGAGGAUCUCGAGAAGAACACCGAGCGGCUCAACUCGAUGACCGAAUCGCCUGUCGAUGAGCUCGACCCAUCGCAGCUCAAGAACUACACCCGAGUCACCCGCAACUUUCUGCACAAGCUCAUUCAAGGCUGCGAGUCUGGACUCACCAUCGUUGCUGAUGUGGAAUGA